AUCCCCGAGUGGAACCCUUAAGCAAAAGCAACUCUAAUUUCCCAGAGAGGCAGCUUGGACUCAUUUCUUGCUUUUUCCAGGAAGGUUGGGUGCUCAGCUGGAAUGAAUAUAGCAUUUAUUUAUUAGACACAAAAAACCAGGUAAGGGAAAGCAGUGCAGCUGUAUUUGAUCUGUAGCGUUUCAAGCCCAGUUCAAAGGUUGGACUCAGAUACACUGUGAAUCAACUGUGCUGAUGGAAAUGAACAUUGCAAGCCUGUAGCAGCUUCUUCAGUCCCCUGAAAAUACUACACAGAGCAACAGGACACCCUGUUAAAUGCAGGGGGCAGCAUUCCAAAAAAAUGGGGCAGAGGGACUUUCCAAAAGUAGAUUUCUUCUUUGGGAAGGUGGAUCCUCCAUACAAAUUUGUGGCUUGGUUUUAAGAUAAACUGUGUAUAGGCACAUCAUCAAUAAAGCAGGGAAACACUUUUCUCUAUUUACUGUGGAAUCCCUGCAUGGUGGAGAGGGCUUCUGGGUACAGUUUGAAGUCUGCUCCAUUCAAGCAGGGCUGGUUUGUUGGUUUCCUGAGGUGGUGCCUUAAAGCAUUCCAUUUUUUCUGGAUCAUUUCCAGACCUUUAUGCCUCUUUAGCCAGGGAAGGAUUUCAGAUUCUGUUUCAAAUAUUCAAAUUUCUGAGCUGAAACUAAAAGCUAAAAGUUGAAAAACAUACACUGUAUUUACCAAUUUACAUUUUGAACAAUAUAUGGUAACAAUCGAAUGAAGGAGAAUAUGUAAAGAUAUGGGGCUGACUAUUAAAUUAAAACAAGUGGGAUCUGCAAGCAAGUGUUGCGGGUUUCCUCACUUGCUAAACUGAGUGCAACUGUUUGAGGCUUCAGACAGGCUGGAACAGGCAGUUUGUACUGCCUCUUGGGGAGAGAAGGGGAGUUAUGGGGGGGAACACCCCUUUUUGCUCUGCCCUGCCCUUGAUCUAUAUAGCAUUUGAGGGCUCAGAUACAGAGCUGGUUUUCAACCCUGAGCAUUUUAUAAUGGAUAGUCAGCUUGACAAGGUUGCUGAGGAAAGAAAACUGGUGUCCUUUAGCAUUUUUGUCUUUCUUGAAACACCCCUGUAAAAACUAGGGAGGAGAGUUUUUAAUCUAACAGAAGUCAACCUCUCCUCUCAGUUGCUUCCAGGAUACUUCACUAUAAGAGACCUGAGCAGGUCGAUUCUCUCCUUCCUGUGUCCCCCUGCCCACUUUCCAUCUCUUCUUUCUCUUUCAAUUACUAACGCAAGUUUCUAUAUGCCCUGGAUGUUUACAGAUCUUUGUGGGGCCGUUCCGGUAUAUUGAAAACUAUAUUUUAAUUUACAAACUUGCUAUAUGUUCCAAACAGGGUUCAGGUUCAUUUGAGUAAUCCCCUGAAUCUGCUGUACCCAGGUGCCUGAUGGACUCAAUUCCCCAGGCAAUAGACCCAUACAUUAUUUUUCCCUGAGUGCCCAUGUUUGCUUCUCGAGGGCAUUACAAUGAAUUCCAGGCAGGUCAUGCAAAUGUGCAUAUUUCAUAUAUGCACUGUACUUUGUAAUUCUCUAUUUGUCCCUUAAGGAAGAAUCCUUUUGCCCCUGAACAGUGACUUGGGGGUGGGGGGAUGUAGGAUAUUUCAGAUUCCCUUGGAAGGGGGAACUGAAGCUGUGUCCCCACUCCUCCUUGCAGUCUAUAUGGAAAGAACCAUACUGGCUGCCCUCCAAUGUCAGGAACUCAACCUUGGAGGAUGGGGGAAGGGCAGGGAGGGCAAGAGACUGGACAGUCCAGGAUAUGAGUUAUCCUGAGUCCUCUCCAGCAUUCUUCCCUCUCUCUUCAAUGCUCUCCUGCUAGAUGACAGGCACGAAAAGCCCACCCAGGGAAAACUGCAGGGUGGGAGUGCUGAGAGGUGAAGGUUGCCUGCUCAACUCGUCUUGCCUUGCACAGAAUGCUUGUAGGUCUUGGAGUUCAGGAGUUAUGAUCUUCAAGGGUGCAACCCAUAAAGUUGCACCCUUGGAGGAGCAUGAUACUGGUCUGAAGAGUGCUCUGCAAUCCUCAUUCUUUAGUCUAAGUCUGUUAAGUAAUUUGUUAUUCCUGAACCUAGAAGUAGAAACUGAACCAGAGAGUUUUUGCUCAUGGCCAUCUGCUCAGUGGCUAGAAUGACUUGCUCCAUUUCUCCAAUUAUGUUGAUACAUGUCUUAAAUUUAAGAUGUGUGAUGGCCACUGUUGUUCCAGCCACAGUAUAACUGUGGAUACAGUUCUGGAUACAUAAAAGUAUGUGUAUUUUACUUGGAUUCUUCACUGAACUGCAAAGUCUUUAAUAGCAGCUUCUAAUCAGUUCUGCUGUGACUUGUUUACUGUGUGAUUUAAUCUUGAAAUGAAGAACACCGCCUCUGAGACAGUUUUAGUGGGCUGUGGAGAAGGUACCAUGGUAACACUUGUAGCUUGUUAGAGACAGUGGAGGAGGCUGGGGAGAAAACCAAAUAAAAGUUUUGUUCUUUGCGCCAGUAAAAGGAAAUUAAUGGGGCCACUACUUUUACUCCAUGCAGGUUUAUAAAUUGGCAUUAAUGAAUAAUGACUUGCAGAAUUUGGACAUUAAGAAAAACUUUGUGGUUUGUAGGCUACUGGGUAUUAUUUGCAUUUCUAAGCUGCUACUAUAGAGCUGUAUUCCUUUGCUUUAUUUUCAUUUUAAUAGACUUUUUGUGGGUUCCUGCCAACUUUUAUGCUACCUUGGUAUUUGAAAGUACCUAGUCUGAAUUUACACUUCUCAUGCCAACAAGAGUUGAAUCAUCAUCACAACUGAACUAAAUUAUAAAGCACUUUAUAACCCAUUUCUGUAAGCAUUGCAUACAUCAGGCCUGUAUUAGUUCUUCUUCUGGUAGUGUCAUUUGGCUUCUUGUUUUCAUUAUAUAAUGUCACUGGCCAAAAAUACAAAAACAACUCUGAAGUGCUAUUUGCAUCCUAAAGAGCUUUUCUUGGCACAUUUGAAGCCUAUCUUUAACUUUUCCUUGUUUUUGCAGACUAUGAUUGGCAGCUUGGAAGGAUCUGGCGAUAUUGUGUCUGUAUCCUGUACAGAAAAUGAAAUUUUCCUCUUAAAGGGAGACAGGGAUAUCAUCAGAAUCUCAAGCAAGCCUGAGGGAUUGGGGUCAAUAGAUAUGGAUUCAAAAAUGAUGAGCCCAUUAACUGAUUUGAGUCCAAAAUUACAAAGUCCACACUCAGUUAUUGCAUCCAUGCCAUCUAAUCCGUCUCCAGAAGUAAACCAAAAAUUAAUUAGCUUCCCCUCACCUCAAACACCUGGUGACAAAAAUGGCUCUGUAGAUACAGCUUCCUUGGACACAGCACUACUAACAGAGAAAAUUCGCUCACAGAGCUUUGAUGAGCUAGGGGACCUGAGCACUGACCCCAGAAGAAGGGGCUACUCAGUAGCUAGUGAACCAAGAAGUAGAAGCAGGAGCAGCUCCAUGAAUUCUGUGGACAGUGGCUCCAGUUUCUUGACCAGUGGAGAUCUAACCUCAUCAGAAGUUCAGAGAGAAGGGCAACGGUUCAGCACGAUCAGCUCUGAAGACUUCAAUCAGGCAUUCACUGUCAAACAGAUCAAAGUGAAAAAGAAAAAAAAGAAAAGACAAGAAAAUGGGAUCAGGAGGAAACCCAGCUCUCUGGAAAGCUCACCCUGCUCUGAGCAUCAGGACUUUGCUGAGAGCCCUCGGUCUGUAAAUACUGAUUCACCCUCCCUUAAUUCUGACUUGGUGAGCAGCAUGGUGGACCACUUAAGCAUGAGUUCUGCAGACCAAGAAUCCUUGUGUGUGUGGCAGGAAGAAAAUGGCUCUGAAACAUUCAGCGUACUUCAGUCUCCAGAAUCGGUAGUGACUGUAACACCGGAGGACAAUGACAGUGUGCCUGAGCUGCUGAAAUUUUCUAAUGGGGAGAAUGAGAUGGGGACAUCCUCUGCCAUAAACACCUUACCAUCCUUGCCCCCGCUGCUUCUCACAGAUGACAAAGUGCGGAGUGCUGAUGCUGAGCGGAACUGGAAUCUUCCGAGUGAACAAACUGAAACCAGCUCAAAGCAACUGUCCCAAAGCAGCGAACAGUUUCCUCUCCCCAGUAAAACAGAGGGCGCUUUAGAUGAUUUAGGUCUACUGGAUACUUCAGAUCUUCUGCAAGAACCAAGCCUCGAGAAAGGGAUGCCUGUAGCUGUGAGCACAGCCAGUUGUACUGAGGAGCCAUUUGGUCAGGGUGUGGGUGUUGAGCCCCACGUAGGCCAGACACUGCAGGAUCCUCUAGAGGAGCUGGCCCCACUAAUUCCCACUGUUCCUCCUGCUGCCCUUUCCAGAGAAGAGGUAAGUCCUCAAGAAAGUGCAUUACAUGGGCAGGAUGUUCAGGAGACGUUUGAAACUGAAACCAGCCCUAACACUGCCAGUGAAUGGAUAAGCAACACCCACGACGUAAGAGCAGAACGAUCUGCAUCCAGUGAUGAGGAAGAUAUCUAUGGACAUGGCUUGCCUUACUCCUCUUCAGAGACUAGCAUGGCAGAAAUGGGAGUCUGCCUGCCUUCCCAGGAUAAAGUCAGAACAAACAUAGAGGAAGGUGUGCUUUUAAAGUCUGAUCAGUUUGCAGAAAGCUGGAUGGGCUAUGCAGGUCCUGGCUAUGGAAUACUGAGCCUGGUUGUCUCCGAGAAAUACGUUUGGUGCCUGGAUUACAAAGGCAGCCUGCACUGCAGUGCUUUACCUAGUGCUGGUCUGCGCUGGCAGAAGUUUGAAGAGAAUGUCCAGCAGGUGGCAGCCUCUCCUUCAGGGACUCUACUCUGGAAGGUUGAACAAAAAACAAAUAAAGCUUUUGCCUGUGGAAAAGUAACUAUAAAAGGGAAACGUCACUGGUAUGAAGCUUUACCUGAAUCAGCCUUUGUAUCUUUGAGUGAUGACACUGCCUGGAUUAUUCGAACAAAUGGAGAUCUGUAUCUGCAGACAGGCCUGAGUGUGGAUCGUCCCUGUGCCAGAGCAGUAAAGGUGGAGUGUCCAUAUCCUCUGUCGCAGGUUACAGCCAGAAAUAAUGUUGUCUGGGCAUUGACUGAACAACGGGCACUUCUCUUCCGUGAAGGUGUGAGUAGCUUCUGCCCUGAAGGGGAGCAGUGGAAAUGUGACAUCAUCAGUGAAAUGCAGGGUUUAGAACCUGUAUGUGUAACCCUUGGAGACCAACAAACCAUUUGGGUUUUAGACAUCUGUGGAAAUCUGUGGUUCAGAACAGGCGUUGUUUCAAAGAAACCACAAGGAGAUGAUAAACACUGGUGGCAAGUAAGCAUUACGGAUUAUGUCGUGUUUGACCAGAACAGCCUUUUCCAGACCAUAAUCCAGGCAACCCAGACAGUAGCUACAGCAGCCCAGGCCCCCGUUGAGAAGGUGGCUGACAAACUCCGCACAGCUUUUUGGUCACAGCAGCUCCAGAGUCAGCCAAGUCUACUUGCGGUCAGCAGUAGCGGUGUCUGGAUCUCCUCUGGGAAGAAUGAGCUUCACGUAGCAAAAGGAAGCCUUGUAGGUACGUACUGGAAUAACGUUGUGCCUCGCGGCACUGCUUCAGGCACAAAAUGGGCUUUUGUGUUGGCUUCUGCUGCUCCAACAAAAGAAGGAAGCUUUUUGUGGCUGUGCCAAAGUAGCAAGGAUCUAUUUUGUGUCAGUGAUCAAAAUCCUCAGUUCCAUCCUUCAACAGUUCAGUUACCCUCUGAUGGUGAGAUGGUGUGCUAUUCUGCCUGCCAGGAUGCCAUAUGGAGCCUGGAUAGUGUGGGGCAGAUCUUCAUUAGGACUCUUUCACCCACCUGCCCAACAGGGAUGCACUGGACCAAACUGGACCUUGCUCAGUUAGGUGCUGUGAAACUUAGAAGUUUAGCAUGUGGAAAUCAGCACAUCUGGGCCUGUGACAGUUGUGGUGGUAUCUACUUCCGGGUUGGAACUCAGCCUCUGAACCCAAGUUUGAUGGUGCCUGCAUGGAUAAUGAUUGAACCGCCUGUCCAGCCCGUUGGAGUCAACUUGAUCAGUGUGUACUCCAGUCCUAAUGAUCAGAGCCUUUGGGCGAUUGACAGCAAAUGGAAUGUUCAUGUACGGGUUGGAAUUACGGAGGAAAUGCCUGUAGGCACAGAUUGGGAACAGGUUCCAGGACUGCAGGCAUGUGAGCUGGCGAUAAGUACAAGAACUGUUUGGGCACGCUGUCCAAAUGGGGAUAUUGCACGGCGGUACGGCAUCACCUAUAAAAAUCCUGCCGGAGACUACUGGAAGAAGAUCCCCGGCAGUGUCGUUUGUUUGACAGUUACUCCUGCAGAUGUCCUGUGGGGAGUUGGUCCUUCUGGAUAUCUCCUCCAGCGUCUCACAAAGACCUUCCACCAUUCUCACACCUUGCAGAAACAAAGCGAUGCAUCUGUGUCCUUUCACCCUGAGGAUUUUGAAGAUGAGUGGGAAGUCAUAUGAAGUCCUCAAGGAUGCAGAACUGUAAAAUAGCAAGAAAACAUGCUUGGGAAUCCUGUUACAUGCCAAAUGCCAGGCUCUUAAAGCCCCAGACAUUUGACAAUAUUAGCACUUUGGUAUAUUAAAAAAAACCCUGACUUGUCCAAUAGCCCCAAAUUGUGUAGUGAGGUGUCUUGUUUCAGUAUCUCAGGUGAGACAGGCAAUGUGGCUUAAAGAAAUUGUGAACUUGUCAUGGUUAUAGUGAUUCUGUUUUGAAAUAUAACAUGUCAGUUUAACCUCAUUAGCAGCAAAACUGUUUUGCUCUAGCAUGCAGGCUAAUAUCUGUGCUACAUUGGGAAGGACGUGCAUUACAUUAACUAUUUUUCAACACCAGGAAUGUGUUUAAACUUUCUUCUUGUACUUCAGAGUCUGAGUAGAAGGAAAUGGAUACACUGUGGAUGGAGAUCGCAUUUCAGUUUCCCCUUCAUAAAAGGAACAAUAUAUGUUUCUUGGUAGAAAGUCAAAUCAGUGGUGUUCCAAUGAAAAUAUUUUGGGAUAAUUUUAAUUGUAACCUCUCUGGUUCCUUAAACUUUUGCUUUGUGAUGAACUGGGUUAAAAAGGAAAACCUAGUUUCAUUCAUUACUGGGGAGCUUGGUUUUAUCUCAUUCUUGUUGGAAUGUUUGUUCUCUGUAUACAUACACCAGGACAUUAAUGGCUUUUGUUCCACAGAUACCUAGGAGAGGGUUAGAAAGAACAUUGUAAGUCUGGCUUGUAGAAUGACGGUAGUUCUGUGGGUGGUAUUUAUACCACACUUAGCCUGAAAGAACUGUGCCUGUAACCAGAGGAGAUUCUUAGUUCCCUUUUUGUACCAUAAUUUAGAAUAAAAACUGAAAAAGUGCUAAUAAAGAAAUGUAUCCCAUAAGUAUGUGGUAUUUGUCAGGAUUUGUCUCUGCAAUGAUCAGUUUUUAGCUACAUUAGCUAAAUAUUGCAAUAUCUUACGUUUGAGAAGUUUACAGCACAGGUACUUUAUAAUCUACUAAUCCUUACAGCAUAUAUUUCAUGAAGCUUAAUUUUCUUAAAAAAACAGCUAAGAAAAAUUGUAACUUCCAGUAGCUUAGGAUUGUAGUAUUUUAUAUCUGUUUAUUUGUGGCUUCCUUGGAAUCUUGUAAGCAGCUGCUAAUGAAUCUGCAAAUGAGCCAACUUCCACUGCAGUGGGGAAUGUGUGAAUCUAAAGUGGAGGUGAAGGGACUUUUUUUAAGCUUUCCAGUGCUAUGCGGAGAGCUGAUGCAAACCAGAAAGAUGGAUACUCUCCAUACAGAGAAAUAAUGUUGGUCACUAAAAAUACCUGGUUUGCAACCGCACUUGCAUAAGGAGUGCUCGAUUUUCGGUCUGCUCUUAGUUUAUGGCGACGAGGAGGUCAUAUUUGUUUGAGAGCUGAUCUGUUUUGCCUGAUAACUUCUUCAUCUAUAUAUGGACCUGGCCUCAGAGUUUCCUUUUUUAGUCUGUCACUGGAUUGUGACCAAUGUAGCUGCUCAAGUUUACCCCGUUCAUUUAUUAGUAGGCUAUUUUGAGGAGCCUCUCAGUGAGGGAAUCUCCAAAGUUGUAAACACACACACCUCCUUUGAAGUUGGAAACUUCUGGGAGAUGCUGUCAGCAGUAUUUUACACUCCUCCCGGCCAAAUGUUCACAUUACAGUAAAAUACUGAAAAAAUAAAUGACAUUUUGUAUAGAUGUACACUUUUUUACAAAGACCUCUUGGCAGCAGCUUAGCUUGCCAGCUGCUUUUGUUCCCUGUACUAGUGCACCUUGCCUUGUUCAUGAAUAUAAAUGGGUGUUGACAGCCCUUCCAAGUCAAUGAGAUUGUUUUUGUAUUGACUGAUCUAAUCAUCAAAUGCUUACCAUCCUUAUUUUCAUUUUUGUACAUUUGUGUUUUGCCUCUGUGUUCAGUGCAAUAAGCUUGUCUUGUUCUUAAAGCAAAGCGAAAAAUCUCUUACAUUUAAAUAUUUGAUAAAAGAAUGCUAGAUUGGCUUUGCAGGACAGUUUAAUGAGGGCUUGCACUGACACUAGAGAGCGUACUUGGGGGUCUCACGUAAGCCAGGUGCUCAAACAGAGAGUGAUGCCCUAUAGCACUUUGUUCCUGUCCAAGAGCUUUUACUUGAAUCUUAAAGAAUUCCAACUUUUGGCUUUAUUUAAGCAUGUCGUAGCAUUACUACAAAGAUUGCAAUGAAAAUAUUACUAAACAUUUGAAUAAAGGAAAUAACCAAAAA
Messenger RNA from Varanus komodoensis (Komodo dragon), 8683 nucleotides. It is a transcript of the gene TECPR2, whose product is annotated as tectonin beta-propeller repeat containing 2. The transcript has 15 exons. Lineage: Eukaryota; Metazoa; Chordata; Lepidosauria; Squamata; Varanidae. Gene Ontology annotation, molecular function: protein binding. The record is from RefSeq and is a predicted model, not a curated record. The coding region runs from base 2901 to 6440 and encodes 1179 amino acids.